AUGUCAAGUUAUAAACCAAGUUUGACACAACGAUUUGCUAGUACAACAACAACAAAGGCUGUCACUAAACCUGCUGUUGCUUAUUGGCUUUAUUUUAAUGCCGGUAUGGUCUUUUCAAUUGUGGUAGUGGGUGGUCUGACUCGCUUGACUGAAAGUGGUCUUUCUAUUACUGAAUGGAAUGUCAUUUCAGGCAUGAAACCACCUCGCUCCGAACUAGAAUGGCAGGAGGAAUUUGAGAAAUACAAGCAAUUCCCUGAAUAUAAACUACUGAAUCGCCAUAUGACAUUGGAUGAAUUCAAGAAUAUCUUUUACUGGGAAUGGUCUCAUCGCAUGAUUGGUCGUUUCAUUGGUAUGAGUUUUAUUUUGCCCGGUUUAUACUUUGCUAAAAAGGGUUACAUGUCAAAGCGAGUCAUGAAACAAACCUUGGGUAUUACUUGUCUACUUGGCUUCCAGGGAUUCAUGGGUUGGUAUAUGGUAAAAUCAGGCUUAAAUGAAGCAUUGAUGAAAGAACCUGGUGCUGUACCUCGCGUAAGCCAAUACCGUCUCACAGCUCAUUUGGCUACAGCCAUCGCUAUUUAUGGCAGCACUAUCUUUGUGGCUGCUGACAUUAUCCGCCAAAACAAAUUGGCCAAUGGCACUUUCCCCUUAGAGACAGCCAAGAUGCUCAACAACCCUGUCUUGAAGCGAUUCCGUAUCGCCACUCAUAGCUUGGGUGCCUUGAUGUUAGUGACGGUCUUGUCAGGUGGAUUAGUGGCAGGUUUAGAUGCAGGCUUGAUCUACAAUGAGUUCCCCUGGAUGGGUGAAGGCAUUGUACCACCCAAGGCUGAACUCUGGUCUGAUCAUUAUGUCAAACCCACCGAUAAGGGUAAAUGGCGCAACUUACUCGAAAAUCCUACCACUGUCCAAUUUGACCACCGUACCUUGGCAGAGACCACAGCUACCUUGACAACAGCUUUGUGGCUCUGGUCAAGACGUUUACCCUUGCCCAAGAACGUACGUUUGGCAGUCAAUACUAUGAUGGGUGCUGUUGUGGUUCAAGUCAGCUUAGGUAUCUCUACUUUAGUCUAUAUGGUUCCUAUUGAAUUGGCUGCUGCUCAUCAAGCAGGUGCACUUUCACUCUUGACAUCGAAUUUCUGGUUAAUUCAUGCUUUACGUCGUGUUCCUUUGUAA
Molecule: messenger RNA, 1170 nt
Organism: Gilbertella persicaria
Lineage: Eukaryota; Fungi; Mucoromycota; Mucoromycetes; Mucorales; Choanephoraceae
Product: COX15/CtaA family
Exons: 3
Coding region: 1-1170 (389 amino acids)
Biological process (GO): heme A biosynthetic process
Cellular component (GO): mitochondrial inner membrane
Molecular function (GO): oxidoreductase activity, acting on NAD(P)H, heme protein as acceptor
Source: RefSeq, a predicted model, not a curated record